This is a messenger RNA of Balaenoptera acutorostrata (minke whale), 2003 nucleotides long. RefSeq names its product transcription factor AP-4 (gene TFAP4). The transcript has 7 exons. Gene Ontology annotation, molecular function: protein dimerization activity; RNA polymerase II cis-regulatory region sequence-specific DNA binding; DNA-binding transcription factor activity, RNA polymerase II-specific. The coding region runs from base 131 to 1159 and encodes 342 amino acids. Gene Ontology annotation, biological process: regulation of transcription by RNA polymerase II. Lineage: Eukaryota; Metazoa; Chordata; Mammalia; Artiodactyla; Balaenopteridae. The record is from RefSeq and is a predicted model, not a curated record. Gene Ontology annotation, cellular component: nucleus.
CCGCAGCCAGCAUCUGGGACCGGCCGAUUCUGCACCUCCGUCCGGCGCUGCCCUUUGAUUCGGAUUUCCAUCUUGUAUUCUCCGGCGGACCGCGGGACCUGGCUCGUGCAGAGGAGGGGGGCCGAUCGCUAUGGAGUAUUUCAUGGUGCCCACUCAGAAGGUGCCCUCUUUGCAACAUUUCAGGAAAACAGAGAAAGAAGUGAUAGGAGGGCUCUGUAGCCUUGCCAACAUUCCAUUGACCCCUGAGACUCAGCGGGACCAGGAGCGGCGGAUUCGGCGGGAGAUUGCUAACAGCAACGAGCGGAGGCGCAUGCAGAGCAUCAACGCGGGCUUCCAGUCCCUCAAGACCCUCAUCCCCCACACAGAUGGAGAGAAACUCAGCAAGGCAGCCAUUCUCCAGCAGACGGCGGAAUACAUCUUCUCCCUGGAGCAGGAGAAGACCAGGCUCCUGCAGCAGAACACACAGCUCAAGCGCUUUAUCCAGGAGCUGAGCGGCUCAUCCCCCAAGCGGCGGCGGGCAGAGGACAAGGACGAGGGCAUCGGCUCGCCAGACAUCUGGGAGGACGAGAAGGCGGAGGACCUGCGGCGGGAGAUGAUCGAGCUGCGGCAGCAGCUGGACAAGGAGCGCUCGGUGCGCAUGAUGCUGGAGGAGCAGGUGCGCUCGCUGGAGGCCCACAUGUACCCGGAAAAGCUCAAGGUGAUCGCACAGCAGGUGCAGCUGCAACAGCAGCAGGAGCAGGUGCGGCUGCUGCACCAGGAGAAGCUGGAGCGGGAACAGCAGCACCUGCGGACCCAGCUCCUGCCCACUCCGGCCCCUACCCACCACCCCACGGUGAUCGUGCCGGCGCCAGCACCCCCUCCCUCCCACCACAUCAAUGUCGUCACCAUGGGCCCCUCCUCGGUCAUCAACUCUGUUUCAACAUCCCGGCAAAAUCUGGACACCAUUGUGCAGCCUCUUCCCCAGGCGAUCCAGCACAUCGAGGGCACCCAGGAAAGGCAGGAACAGGAGGAGGAGCAGCGUCGAGCCGUCAUCGUGAAGCCGGUCCGCAGCUGCCCCGAGGCCCACGCCUCCGACACUGCCUCCGAUUCGGAGGCCUCGGACAGCGACGCCAUGGACCAGAGCCGGGAGGAGCCAGUGGGGAACGGGGGGCUUCCCUGACCACCCCCCAGCCCUCCUCUCCCUUCUGGGGGCUGGAGGGGGCGGGGCAGCAACUGGGAGAGAUGACGGUGAACGAGUGAGGAAUUUUUACAAAAUUACGGCAUCAUUUGGGUCUCUUUUAUGACCUCUUUUUCAAUACUGUAAAUCGACCUUUGAGUGAAGCCACCCAACCCGAGGUCCGGGGCUGGGGCGGCAGGAGCGCGUGGCAGCACCGGGACACCUGGGGCUGGGCCUCGGCCCCGGAGGCUGGGGAAGCGGACACGGAGGUGCCUGGCCUCUCUCCGCCAAAAAGCAUUUUUUCAUUGAAACAUGUUUUUAAGAACAGGGAAAAUCAAACAAAACCCCAAGGUAUUUCUGCCCUCCCCAGAGCCAGCCCUACGACCGUCAGUUUUUAAUUCCCCCUUCCCUCCUCUUUUUGGUGUUCUUUCUUCUUUAAGCACUUACAUGGGUUGGGGGUCUGGCUGGGUUGGGGCUCUCGGGGUCCGGGGGUCUCUGUUGCUUCUCGGUUGGGGUUUGCUGCUGCCCUUCUUCCCUCCCCUCCCUGUCUCAGCACUAGGAAUCGCCACUCUCCACCACUGUCCGGCCCCCACCUCUCCCUCCAGGUUUCCCAUCUUACACCCCAAAAAAGUCUUUGUCUUUCUCUUUUUGUUUUGUUUGUUGUUGGUUCUUUUUUGGUUUUAGUUUUGUUUUUUUGUUUUUUUGUUUUUGUUUUUUUUUUUACAAUUUUGAGGUCUUUGUGUUCAAGGAGAAGCUAUUAUAUUUUGUUAAGAAAGUGGGGGGAUAAAACCAAGAGGCCACUGUGCCUUUAUAAAGAAACAAAAUAAAGUUUGUACUUUGUUUUUUA